AUGGGCAAGGUGUACGAGGACGCCGCCGUAACUCUGGUUGCCGCCAGUGGUUCAGAUGCCAAUCACGGUCUGCCAGGAGCACCGGGUCACCCAAAUCCAAGUAAAGUCCAUCCUCCAAUUACGGUCGAUGGCUGCAUCGUAACUGAGGAAGCGGUACCGAUUGAUUGGGAAAUCCAGAAUUCCAGGUGGGCUAAUCGGGGUUGGACUUUCCAAGAACAGUUUUUCUCGCGGCGAUUCCUCAUCUUUAGCCCAUCGCAGGUUUCCUUCGAGUGUCGAUGUAUCUCCUUCUCGCCAAGAUUUGGAUUUCGAGGCAAUGAGCGUAAGACAUCUUUGAAGACCCUUCGUCCGGCAAUGAAGAGCCUGUUCAGCAGUCUACAUGGACGCAACGAGGUUUACGGGGCAGAUAGUCUACGCAGGUAUCGGGCCCUUGUCGCCGAGUACUGGCCACGAUUACUCUCAAUGGAGGAGGAUGGAAUCAAUGCAUUCGCCGCGAUCCUGGUGCAUCUCAAAGACCAGUGGAAUGCUGAGCUUCAUGAACCCACAAUGACUUUUACGGCAGGAAUGCCCCAUCUGAUACGGCAACAUGCAGAAUCGCCCGAGCCAAGCCUGAAACUGUUUGUCAAUGGGCUAACCUGGUAUUCCAAACACCCCUCGAGACGACGCGAAGGCUUUCCAUCAUGGUGCUGGGCAGGUUGGACUUCGCCUGGGAUGCAGGCGCGACUCAGGUGGUCGUCUGAUGAUAUGUCGCCAGAUGAUAUGUCGCCACUACUACUGGUUCGAAAUAUCUUUUUCAGAAGCAGCCCUGAUAUUGACACUUCUGGCGUCCAAUGGCAUCAAACAACCACACCUGAACGUGUUCCAAUCGCAGAACACGACUUUCCCAAUGUGCCUGAAGCUGUUAUAUUUGAUGCACCAGUUGUCUAUCCCGGCGCUGUUUCAUGGCCGGAAUGGCGAGAGCUCCCUUCGCUCUGGGGGCUCCACCGGGUAUUUUGGUGUCUUGCUGACACAAGCCUUCUAAUACGUGAUGAGUUCAUGAAUCAUAUUGUGAAUGGGGAAUACUGCUUGCUUGCGCUAAUACAUGAAGAAGAAAAAAGAAUGGAUGGUGCUUCUAGCUCAGCUACGUUUUUGAUUGUUCGCCAGGUUGAUCAGUAUCGGCAUGAACGAAUUGGUCUUGCGCAACUUUGGGGCAUGGAUGCGAAUGAGCAAUUGAACAGAGACUCGGAGAUCAAGACGUGGGAGCUUAUUUAA
This is a messenger RNA of Pestalotiopsis fici W106-1, 1248 nucleotides long. RefSeq lists its product as uncharacterized. The transcript has a single exon. The record is from RefSeq and is a predicted model, not a curated record. Lineage: Eukaryota; Fungi; Ascomycota; Sordariomycetes; Amphisphaeriales; Sporocadaceae. The coding region runs from base 1 to 1248 and encodes 415 amino acids.